Molecule: messenger RNA, 285 nt
Organism: Aspergillus fijiensis CBS 313.89
Lineage: Eukaryota; Fungi; Ascomycota; Eurotiomycetes; Eurotiales; Aspergillaceae
Exons: 1
Source: RefSeq, a predicted model, not a curated record
GAAGCCAUCAAAUCCGCCCUCUCCCUCCCCCAACUGCAAGUCCUCUACAUCGACAUCCAAGACGACUUCUCGACGCCCACUUCGGAAUUCCUGUCUGUCGCCGAACCUCCCCUGCGCGAGGGCUACGCGAAGGAGCUGCGAUACUUCGCCUUUGGCGACGGCACCACGUACGAAUACUUGAGAGAGGAGGGCAGUUUUUCGGAUACGCCGUCUCUCGUCGGGUAUAUCCCGGGUACUGUCUUGCUCCAUGAGAAGAUGUAUGACUGGGUCGAGACUGCAGUGUGA